Miniopterus natalensis is the source of this 4371-nucleotide messenger RNA. RefSeq names its product MSL complex subunit 1 (gene MSL1). Gene Ontology annotation, cellular component: MSL complex. NCBI's taxonomy places the organism in Eukaryota, Metazoa, Chordata, Mammalia, Chiroptera, Miniopteridae. Gene Ontology annotation, molecular function: chromatin binding. The record is from RefSeq and is a predicted model, not a curated record.
UCGCCCCUUCCCCACCCCCUCCUCAGUCUCGGUCCCCGGCGCUGCUCCGGACCACUAUGACCAUGAGAUCCGCAGUGUUCAAGACGGCCGCGGCCCCUGCCGGCGGCAACCCAGAGCAGCGACUGGACUACGAGAGGGCUGCGGCGCUGGGCGGGCCCGAGGACGAACCCGGGGCGGCCGAAGCCCACUUCCUCCCCCGGCACCGUAAGCUCAAGGAGCCGGGGCCUCCGCUGCCCUCCUCCCAGGGCGGGAGUCCCGCGCCCUCUCCGGCCGGCUGCGGCGGCAAGGGCCGGGGCUUGUUACUCCCGGCCGGGGCGGCCCCCGGGCAGCAGGAAGAGAGCUGGGGCGGCUCGGUGCCCUUGCCCUGUCCGCCCCCGGCCACCAAACAAGCCGGCAUUGGGGGGGAGCCAGCAGCAGCCGGAGCCGGCUGCAGUCCCCGACCCAAGUAUCAGGCGGUGCUGCCCAUUCAGACCGGCUCUCUCGUGGCGGCGGCCAAAGAGCCUACGCCCUGGGCUGGGGACAAGGGUGGGGCGGCUCCCCCAGCUGCCACAGCCUCGGACCCGGCGGGACCCCCACCACUACCUCUGCCCGGGCCGCCACCCCUCGCGCCCACCGCCACUGCCGGGACCCUGGCGGCCAGCGAGGGCAGAUGGAAGAGUAUGAGGAAGAGCCCUCUCGGGGGUGGCGGCGGCUCGGGAGCCUCCAGUCAGGCCGCCUGCCUCAAACAGAUACUUCUGCUGCAAUUGGACCUCAUCGAGCAGCAGCAACAGCAGCUGCAGGCCAAGGAAAAGGAGAUCGAGGAGCUGAAGUCAGAGAGAGACACGCUCCUUGCUCGGAUUGAACGUAUGGAAAGGCGGAUGCAGCUGGUAAAGAAGGAUAACGAGAAAGAAAGGCAUAAGCUGUUUCAGGGCUAUGAAACUGAAGAGAGAGAGGAAACCGAGCUAUCUGAGAAAAUUAAACUGGAGUGCCAGCCAGAGCUUUCUGAGACAUCCCAGACUCUGCCUCCCAAGCCUUUUUCAUGUGGGCGGAGUGGAAAGGGACACAAAAGGAAAUCCCCAUUUGGAAGUACAGAAAGAAAGAUUCCUGUUAAAAAGCUGGCUCCUGAAUUUUCAAAAGUCAAAACAAAAACUCCUAAGCACUCUCCCAUUAAAGAGGAACCUUGUGGUUCCUUAUCUGAAACUGUUUGUAAACGUGAAUUGAGGAGCCAAGAAACUCCAGAAAAGACCCGGUCUUCAGUGGACACCCCACCAAGACUCUCCACUCCCCAGAAGGGACCCAGCAUCCAUCCCAAGGAGAAAGCCUUCUCAAGUGAGAUAGAAGAUUUGCCGUACCUUUCCACCACAGAAAUGUAUUUGUGUCGUUGGCACCAGCCUCCCCCAUCACCGUUACCAUUACGGGAAUCCUCUCCAAAGAAGGAGGAGACUGUAGCAAGGUGUCUGAUGCCAUCAAGUGUUGCAGGAGAAACUUCAGUCUUGGCUGUUCCUUCUUGGAGGGACCACUCAGUAGAGCCUCUAAGGGACCCAAAUCCUUCAGACCUUUUGGAGAACCUAGAUGACAGUGUGUUUUCGAAGAGGCAUGCAAAACUGGAGCUGGAUGAAAAGAGAAGGAAAAGAUGGGAUAUUCAGAGGAUCAGGGAACAAAGAAUUUUACAGCGACUGCAGCUCAGAAUGUAUAAAAAGAAAGGAAUUCAGGAAUCUGAGCCUGAGGUUACCUCAUUUUUCCCUGAGCCAGAUGAUGUUGAAAGUUUGAUGAUUACUCCCUUCUUGCCUGUUGUAGCAUUUGGACGACCAUUACCAAAAUUAACUCCACAGAAUUUUGAACUGCCCUGGUUGGAUGAGCGUAGCCGAUGCAGGUUGGAGAUCCAGAAGAAGCAAACACCUCACCGGACGUGUAGGAAAUGACUGUGCUGGCAAGAACCUUCUGUCUUCAGAUAGUUGUAGCAUGCCAUUCCCAGAGAGUGGCAGAGACCUGUAUAUGUGACCUGUGUCCUCAUGUAUGUUAUUCACUGAUAAUGCCCUUCCAUACUCCCUUGAUCUUGGUUUUGUUUUCCUCACUCUGAUUUCACAAAAACUCUUUCAUUGGGCUAAUUGUGAAUUAUAGAGAGUGAUUGGGAUAUCUUUUCCUCUUUUGGGGAAAUGAGCUCUCAAGCUAAAUCUCUAGGGUGGCAGAUUUGGAAGCUUCCAGGGUCUGCUUCUAUACAUUUGCCUAUGUUAAAGGGGUAAAGGGCUCUUUCAUUACACUUGUGGAAGAUAAAGCAUCCCCUGCCUUUAGAUCUGUGCUGCAUGGCACUCUUCUUGCCCUGUUAUACCCUUCCAUAUAGUUUGAGUAUAGUGGUUUUUACCCUAAAACAAAACAAAACAAAAACCUCACCACGAGCUUAAAGACCAGAUGAGGAAUAACAAGUGAAGUGAUGAAACAAGUCAUCUUCACAGGGUAGAAGAGAUUGGAGAGUUGUAGAUAAAUGUCUGAAAAGACAGUUCUCUUAAAACUAUUCUGUGAUAUAGAGAUGUGGGAAGGGAUGUUUGGCUGUGAUUUUUUUUAACUUUUUUUUUUUUUUUUUACUUAAUGGGUAACUGAAUUUCUUCCCCCACCCCUCAAAAAAUAAAAUAUUUGGAAAAGAGAAUGGGGAUGGUUACCUUUGGACAAGUUAUGGCUCUAAACGAAAGCAGUUGACAUUUGGGGAUGGCAUGCCAGAACCUGUAUAGAUGUCCUUGUAUCACAUCACUUCUCAAGUAUUCCUUUGUUGGGCUUUAUCCUUUUAGCUGAGCUCUUGGUGGUGGGAUAGAGAUUUAGGGAGGGUGGGGGGUAUAUGUGGAAAUAUGUGCUUCCUUUGGCUGGCAAAUGUCUAUAUCUUGAAACAAACAGAUAUACCUAAUGAGCUUCUCUAUUUACGUUGUAAAAUCAGAUUUGUAUGUGUACCAUCUUGGUUCCCCACCACCAGUACCACACACACCUCUUUUGUUAAAAAAUGUCAGGCCAGCACUCCAGGCCACUUUGGUCUCAGUGUAAGAUCCCUGUAACUAUCUGGAAGGAAAACAGAGUCAAGACUUCUGGUCUUAAAUAUAUAGGAAUUGCCUUUCUUUAGUCUUCAGGACUAUUGUGUGAAAACAAGUAGGGACCUAAUCUCCUAGAAGAUAGGGACUUUUAUCCUUGAAGAGAAUAUGUCCCCAGCUUAUUAGCACUUUUAGAGGAGAAGCCAAGGUAUGUAGGGUGUGUGGCCGGCCCAUCAGUGGAGCAUGAGAGAAUGGGAUACCAUUGUGGGAAGAAAAGAAAAGUUCCUCAGGGGCCUCCCACUGCUAAAGCUUUUUGUGAGAUGUUGAUCUGUGCUCCCUGGGUUUGACUUUUAAAAGAAUUAUUCCGGCAGCACAUGUAGUAUUCUUGGAUGAUCUUGCUGCUCUUAUUUCUCCUUUUGUGUGUGUGUGUGGCUUUGGGUUUUCAUUUGUAACUCCAUCUGUUUAGGAGAGUGGGCUCUCCACAGGGAACCUGCUGUGAACUCCAUUGCGAGAAUGUAGAGAGAAAUAGGACUUAUUCCACUAGGGGCUCUCAUCUCACACCUUAAGAAGAGGAAGGGGAUUUCUAGAAAAAUGGCCAGAUUUUCUGUUUUCCAUCGUUUUAACAUGGCAAGCUUUCUGGUUUUCUUACUCUGACCUAUGUUAUGUUUCUUUAUAAUGUACCCAAGAAGAAAAAAGACCAAUUAGUGUCUCUUUACUUUGUUCCUUGAUUCCUCUGAGUUUCUUCUUGAUUUUCAGUAUUUUUGUUGGAUUCCCAAAUUUGGAUAUGGGUUAGCAAAUUAAUCUUUUGUUUGUGCCCUACCCAAGGGACUCUCCAGAUUCUGAACUUGAGCUAAAUGAAGAGGAAUCCGUGAGGUGCUAUCUGGCCAGACUUAAGUGGAUUCUAUUUCCUUGGUUCUCCCUCUACCUAGAACCUCUUACUUUAUUGACCCCUCUUCUAGAUCAAUUCUUCUUUCAUUUGGAUAUGCUGAGGUUUGUUUAGGAGUUUGGAGAAUAGAUUAGCAAAGUUCCAAGAGUGAAAUUACAGUGUGUUAAGAGUGUGGGGGGAAAAUUCAUCUUAUUUUUUCCCUACAUGGGGUACAACACUGUGAAAUUCAGUCUUCAACUGAAGGCCCUGCAGUUCUCCUAAAACAUAGUUCUUUGUUUCGUUCUUUAACAAAGUUUAAGCUAGUGUUAAUAAAUUAAAAAGAGAAAUUGCUUGUCUGUCCACUUCAGCUUUGUUUUAAGCCCAUUUCAUAUUGUUGUCUGUGUUGUAAUUCAUACUUUUGAUACCAUUUCUGAUGUGUAAAAUUGGUUGUCUUGUAAAUAUCUUAUAAAGAGUUCAAUUGUAAAUAAACUAUUGUGGCUGUUAAUUUUUGAA